Messenger RNA from Xenia sp. Carnegie-2017, 4069 nucleotides. Its product is annotated as metabotropic glutamate receptor 3-like. NCBI's taxonomy places the organism in Eukaryota, Metazoa, Cnidaria, Anthozoa, Malacalcyonacea, Xeniidae. Gene Ontology annotation, biological process: G protein-coupled glutamate receptor signaling pathway; regulation of synaptic transmission, glutamatergic. Gene Ontology annotation, cellular component: membrane. Gene Ontology annotation, molecular function: adenylate cyclase inhibiting G protein-coupled glutamate receptor activity. The record is from RefSeq and is a predicted model, not a curated record.
UGCCAACGACGCUACUUGCAACAAGAAUGGAAUCGUACGCUUUGGGAAAUCAGCUUGAAGAGCUCUAAGAAAUCUGUAAUUUUUCGAAAAGAAAACUGAGGAUCGUAUAUUUUUCGUGCGCGCAAACCCACGUUUUAAUUUGUUGUUUUAGGUAGCGCGCAUCGUCCGAUAUUUGAUUGUUUCACUUACACUGCUCGUUUCAAGUGUGUACAAUUUUGUGGACAUUUAAAUGACAAUGCCGCACAAACACAAGCGAAAGAACACCUGCGAGCAAAAUUCAAUUUGACCGCAAAGCCUUUCAUAUAUAAACUCGUGUUCAAUUGUUCCUUCUGUACGAGAGACAGAGAGAGUUUUUACUACGUUAAACGAUAGUCUGCGUCAAUGGAAAAUUACUCGCGAUCCUUGAGCUGCAUUGCUGUGCAUCAAAACACAUUUUAUUGAUUCGCGUCACGGAUUAACUCUAAUCUGAACGACACAAAAUCGUGCAAUCUUUGAUAGAAAACCGCAACAUAAGAUUAAAGAGUCGUUCGCUCUAUAUACGCAGCCACAAGAGAGAUGAGAAAAUUCUUCUCGGCAUUCAAGAAUAUCUUAUUUAUCUUUGCAUUACUGCAUUGGGUUAUUUUCGCUGCUCUCGUCAAUACGGCUUUUGUUCACAUGCCGGGAAACAUUACACUUGGAGGUAUGUUCCCAAUACAUUCGAUGAACGAAAAAGGGGAAUGCGUAAGUUUAAACGGAGUGUUGGGUAUCCAAAGACUUGAGGCUAUGCUGUACGCAGUAAAACAGAUAAAUAAAAACGAGAGUAUACUACCGGGUAUAACCCUUGGUGUGAGCGCAUUUGAUACGUGUUCGAGUGAAACAACUGCAUUGGAUCUCACUGUCGAGAAAUUUGUCAUUGAUCAUAAAUGCCAUAUGCAAGAUGAAAUGACAUACGGUGGGAGACAAGUGAUGGGCGUUGUAGGACCGCUGUACAGCUCCAUUUCAGUACAGGUGGCUCAUUUGUUUCGUCUUUUCAAAAUACCACAGAUCAGCUACGACUCCACAAGUCCUGAACUUAGCGAUAAGACCAAGUAUAAAUAUUUUCUGAGGACGGUGCCAUCGGAUAUCUUUCAAGUUCGUGCCAUAGUUGACCUACUUCUUCGCUACGGAUGGAGCUACGUGUCAGUUGUGUACAGUGAGGACAACUACGGUCUCAAGGGAUGGAGGGAUUGAGUAUGGAGCAAAACAAAAGGGUAUAUGUAUUGCAAUGCGAAAAAGGUUCCUCUUCGAGCCGACAAUUUGACUUAUGCGAGAAUUAUUCAAAAACUAAUCCAAGAAAAAGAAGCACGCGUCGUGAUUGUACUUUGCAGUAAGAAAAUGAUGAUAGAGUAUAUUUUUCGAGCAGCACACAAAGAAAAUGCUAUCAGAGAAUUCCAAUGGAUUGGUUCGGACGCUUUCGUUACUGUGAAUUGGCCCAAAGAACUUCGACCACACAUUCGUGGACUUAUUACAUUGCGCCCGCAGUCCUCCCUGUCUGCGGGUUUUCGCGAAUACUUCUACAAUCGUGUACCAAUUAGAAACGACGCAAACCCGUGGUUUACAAAAUAUUUUAUGAAAACUUUGGGUUGCAGACCAUUGUCGCGCAGAAGUACCAAACGACUUUGUACUGCAGACGACACACUGCGAUCUGCAAAUGUAACCAUUGAGGAAGGAGUACAGCGCACGAUCGACGCGGUUUACGCAUUUGCCCAAGCGUUGGAUAAAAUAAGCAAAAGAAAAUGCAAAAACUUUCCAACUAUCUGCGACAAAUUGAAAGAAUCCUCGGGUGAAGAAGUGUUAAAUGCUUUAAAGACAAACGCAUUUCCAAGCAUCAAUGGUAGGGAUAUUAUCUUUAACAAAGAUGGAGAUGUUAGAGAUGCGAAAUAUUUUAUUUACUGCUAUGAUAAAAACGGAUCACGUGAUUACGCCAACAUGCUCAUAGGAAAAUGGGAGAAUAAUAUCCUGACCCUGAAGAAAAUAAUGGAAAACAUCUUUGGAAGAUUGAAAAAGUCCUCUUGUGGCAAAAAUGCAAAGGAAGAGGUUCAAAUAAGAAUUGAGGGAAAGCCUUCUUGUUGUUGGUGUACAGUAUGCACUGGAAAUAAAUAUGCCUUCAACAAAACCUUUUGCAAAUCAUGCGCACGCGGCUUUUGGCCAGACAGCAAAAGACAGCGAUGCAUCAGCUUGCCUUCACGUCACUUCACAUUAAAUAUAGAUUUCGUCGAAUUAUACUUGGUGCUUCCUCCUCUAGUUGUUUCCACUCUGGGUUUCUUGUCCGUUUUAGGCAUUAUUGUGGUUUUUGUUAAACACAAUCAGACACCAUUGGUGAAAGCAUCGGGUCGAGAGUUAUCAUAUCUAUUACUGACGGGACUAUUCUUCUGCUAUGCAAUACUGGUGGUUAACCUCAUGAAACCAUCACCUUAUGUGUGUGUGGUGGAAUUCAUUCUUGACAGCUUACCGUUUACCAUAUGUUACGCUGCGGUUAUUGUGAAAACAAACCGAAUAUCGAAUUUUAACCGCCGCAAUCUGACCAAGCGUCCACUAUUUAUUCAUCCGCAAUCUCAAAUAUGUUUCUCGUUCGCUCUCGUAGCCGUUCAAAUCAUGCUUCUAUCCGCGUUCUUCUUGUUGCGUUUACCAAAGGAAAAGACACUUUAUCUUUCAGACUCUGAUCUUGUGCUGAUGUGCGACAUCUCUGACAAGGAUUUUCUGCUUUCGCAAAUCUACAACUUCGUCUUGAUAAUUGUGUGCACAUAUUACGCGUUCAAAACACGCAGGAGUCCAAUGAACUUCAACGAGGCAAAGUACAUAGCGUUUGCCAUGUACUGCACAUGCGUGCUAUGGCUUGCAUUCAUCACUGUGUAUUUGGUACAGACGGACGUCAUGCUUAAGUCUUGCAUAAGAUGUCUCAGUAUAUCCCUCAUUGCCACCAUACUUCUGGCGUGUCUGUUUGUUCCUAAGGUGUACAUCAUUAUAUUUAAACCGUCGGAAAACAGGAAACGACCCACGCUGCCAAGUCAUAGCAUCUCAAGUCUCAAUUGUGAUCAAACAGCAGUAUCCAGAGCGCAUGCGCAACAGGCAGCCGAUACUGGUGGUAUAAGUCUGUUGGAAAAGUCUCCAGAAAAUGGUACAUUUCCGAGAAGACCAAACAGAAAAAAGAGAGACCCAGACAAAAUAACGUGGAGAUACUCGUUGCCGUUAGAUCAAUAUUCUCAGUCGAACGAACCAAGAAAGAUCGACAGAGAAAAGGAGUUGGAAUUAGACAUGAAAGCAUUGAUUGAAAGGUUGGCCAUUCUAGAAUCUUUACUCCAUCAUCAGCGUCAGACGACCAGGACAUAUCAAGCUCAAGAAGUCGAAGACGCUGGAAAAACUUGCGAAAGUCCAAGUGCUUGUUUGCCAACAGAGGACCGUGCUCUCGAUGAAUGCACACAUACCCAACAGUCAUCUAAUACGGGAAAAAUGGAUAACAGAAGUCUGCUGAUGACGUAUGCACAGACGACGAAUGCUGAGCAAAACCCACGUGAUUCGUCUUCAACGUACGUCACGCGUAGUGGAAAACAUUGAUCGUACCACAUAGAAAAGAGUUAUACAGUAAGAAAGACACGUCCGAGAAUGACAAAGUUGGACUACUGCAAUAUUCAAUAUCUCCGGUCAAUCGAAAAUCGGCUUCAAAAGCGUAAAAUAGAACUAGUGAAACGUCAAUUCGAGGAACGUCAUUUUAUUAAAUGGCUAUCAAAUUGCGCAUCACGCUUACAGAUAAUCUGUGCACUGAAAGCUGUGCUUUUUCGCCAAAAUUCAUUAUCAUAAUAGGGAAAAAAGUCAAAUUUAACAAAAUUCAUAUACAAUACUAUAAACUUUAUUUAAACUGAACAAAUAUCAAAUUGAAAUUAAUCGUGUACCAUGAAAAAAACGCGUCUUAAGUGAGUUAGAAUAGUAUCAAGUGAUGUCAAAUAUAAAUAAUUCAUAUAAUAAGGAAAUUGUUAAUAUGGUACUUGUUAAGCCCGGUAUAUGUAUGUUCUGUAUUUCAAUCAUUUUAUUUCUGGUGAUCUUCAUCAUUCAA